AUGGCUCUGUUUUUCAACCGAAUCUCGAAGCUCUCUGUGAGAUUCUCCUCCUCUCGUAUCACACACAAUGUCUUUGAUUCUCAAAGCUGUGGUUUAUGCACUAAUGAUUUGAAGUCACGCAGGGACAAUGCUCGUUUCUUCUCAUCUUUGCCUCAGUCCCCGUAUCUGCUUCUAGGCGGUAAGCUGCUGCGAGAGUCUCCGGAGGGCAAAAUCGGAAAGCACAGAUAUUUCGACCCGACAACAGAAAAGAGAGUGUAUAACAGCGAGAAGACGGUUCCCAAGGAGCUCAAUGGUCAAUCUCUUCUGGGAACAUCACAAGGCUGGGUCGCUUGUCUGGAGAAGAAAGACUUUACCGUGCAUCUCACGGAUCUUUACAAGACAUGGGUCUCAUCCCCAAGAAUCAUACCACUGCCUUCAAUCGGGUUUAAACCCUCGACGCACGCCACUGAGAUAUCUCUCUCUUCUUCUGAUCCUGUCCAAGACGACUUCUCUGUGGCUGCAAAGUUCAGUGAGUAUCAGCUAAGCGUGUGCAGGCCUCGUUGGGACUCUAAGUGGACCCACAUCGACACACCUUACUCUCUUUUACCAGCCUCUGAUCUAAUCUAUUCCAAGAGAGACGAAUCCUUCUACUUCACCAGUUACAAGGGUCUCUACAUGGGUUCUUUGGAUCUCAGCGAAAACGAGCUCAAGUUUCAAGAACUACGCCUACGGAACCAGCCUAAGAUCCCAGAGGCGAGCUGGGAGUUGCUGGACAAAUGUUUCAUGAGCAAUCACUUAGUGGAAUCUCCCUCUGGUGAACUUUUCUUCAUCAAAUGGUACACACUUUGCAUUCGCAGAGAGGAGGAGGAGUACAUUUUUACGCACGGCAUAACUAAGCGUUUUAUGGUGUUUAGGGAAGAUGAGAAGAGCAAAGACUUUUGCUACACUGAAGAUAUUGGAGAUCUCUGCAUCUUCCUUGGCAAGAGUGAAGCCUUAUGUGUCUCGGCAAGCAUGUACCCAGGACUCAAGCCUAACUCUAUCUAUUACAUUGGCCCCGGACUUGGUUCUUACGAUCUAGCUUCUGGUACGGUCCGUUCUUUCGAUACCGCACGUGGCAAACCCUCGCUGGUCCCUUACCCAUACUGGCUUAAUCCCAUUGCUUAA
Molecule: messenger RNA, 1143 nt
Organism: Thlaspi arvense
Lineage: Eukaryota; Viridiplantae; Streptophyta; Magnoliopsida; Brassicales; Brassicaceae
Source: the annotation of a GenBank genome assembly